This is a messenger RNA of Solanum verrucosum, 483 nucleotides long. RefSeq lists its product as uncharacterized. The transcript has a single exon. The record is from RefSeq and is a predicted model, not a curated record. Lineage: Eukaryota; Viridiplantae; Streptophyta; Magnoliopsida; Solanales; Solanaceae. The coding region runs from base 1 to 483 and encodes 160 amino acids.
AUGUUGUCAUAUGCUUUGUUGGGUUACAGAACGACUGUCAGAACAUCAGGCGGAGCAACUCCAUAUUUGUUGGUGUAUGGGACAGAAGCAGUUAUACCUGCCGAAGUUGAGAUACCUUCAUUGAGAAUCAUCCAAGAAGCUGAACUAAGUGAUGCUGAAUGGGUUCGCAAGAGGAUUGACCAGCUAACAUUGAUUGAUGAGAAGAGAAUGGUUGCCGUUUGUCAUGGUCAACUGUAUCGACAAAGAAUGAUUCGUGCUUUUCACAAGAAAGUAAGAGCCAGGAUAUUUGAAGUUGGUCAGUUGGUUCUUAAGCGUGUUUUCCCUCACCAAGAUGAAUAUAAAGGAAAAUUUGCGCCAAAUUGGCAUGGACCCUACAUGGUUCGCAAAGUGUUAUCCAGAGGUGCCCUAGUCCUGUCGGAGAUGGAUGACACUGAAUGGCCGAAACCGAUCAACUCAGAUGCUGUCAAGAGAUACUACGUGUAA